This is a messenger RNA of Pipistrellus nathusii (Nathusius's pipistrelle), 648 nucleotides long. The record is from the annotation of a GenBank genome assembly. NCBI's taxonomy places the organism in Eukaryota, Metazoa, Chordata, Mammalia, Chiroptera, Vespertilionidae.
AUGCUCAGAGAUGCCUGGCUCCCUCGCCCUGCCUUCGGCCUCACGGGGCUCAGUCUCUUUUUCUCUCUGGUGCGGCCAGGGCUCAGCAUGGAGGUCACGGUGCCCACCACCCUCAACGUGCUCAAUGGCUCGGACGCGCGCCUGCCCUGCACCUUCAACUCCUGCUACACCGUGAACCACAAGCACUUCUCCCUGAACUGGACCUACCAGGAGUGCGGCAACUGCUCCGAGGAGAUGUUCCUCCAGUUCCGCAUGAAGAUCAUCAGCCUGAAGCUGGAGCGGUUCCGGGACCGCGUGGAGUUCUCGGGGAACCCCAGCAAGUACGACGUGUCCGUGACGCUGCGCAACGUGCAGCCGGAGGACGAGGGCCUGUACAGCUGCUACAUCCUGAACCCGCCCGACCGCCACCGCGGCCACGGCAGGAUCCAGCUGCGGGUGCUCAUGGAGGAGCCGCCCGAGCGGGACUCCACGGUGGCCGUGGUGGUGGGCGCCUCGGUCGGCGGCUUCCUGGCCGUGGUCAUCUUGGUGCUGAUGGUGGUGAAGUGCGUGCGGAGGAAGAAGGAGCAGAAGCUGAGCACCGACGACCUGAAGACGGAGGAGGAGGGCAAGGCGGACGGCGAGGGCCUCGCCGAGGAUGGUGCCAAGUAG